AUGGAUUUAUUGAAAAUCCUAGAUACUAAACCAGUACCAACAAUUGUUGAUUCUCAAACGCUAGGUGCAUCAGGUAAUGUCUCUGGCGAUUAUUGGUUACCCACGACAAUGUGUCUAUACCAAAAAGAGUUAACAGAUCAAAUUGUAUCAUUACAUUAUUCGGAUAUUCUAAGAUAUUUCGAAACUACCGAUUAUAAAGCAGAUGUUGUUCUAGAGUCGAUGAGAACAAUGUGUUUAAAUAGCGAAUAUGUGGCAACACAUCCAUAUUUAUUAAUUGAUCAUUAUAUGCCAAAAUCAUUGAUUACUAGAGAUAUUCCUGCUCAUUUAGCUGAAACAAGUGGGAAAUUUGUCGUAUUAAAAGACUUGGUAAACUUAGUUCAAAAAUAUGAAACAAAUACUGCUAUCAUAUGUAGACCAGGAAGAACAAUGGAUUUAAUAGAGGCAUUACUAUUAGGUAAUAAAGUAAAUAUUAAAAGGUAUGAUGGUUCUUCUAUUAAAUCUAAACAAAAGAAACCAAAGAGCUAUGCAUGUACAUGCCAUUUAUUCCCAUCAUCUAUUACAAAUACAAAAAAAUUCCAAAUUACUAUUUCUGAUAAAUUUGAUAUGCUAAUAUGUGUAGACCCAUCCGUUGACACAGAUGCUUCCCAUAUCCAAAAGAUUUUGAAACAUUCUAGAUCUGGUAAAGGUUCUGAUGCAAAAGCUCCCAUUGUGAGAUUAAUCAGUAUCAAUUCUGUCGAUCAUUGUAACAUUUAUUUUAGUAAGAGCUACCCUAAGGACUCAACCGAACUAUUAUCAAAAAUAACAGCAGGUGUUGUAGUACUAAGAGAUAGAGUCGGGACGUUGCCUCCAGAUCUGAGACCUAUAUACUCUCAACAUCUAAACUAUCUUGUGGAAUGGUUAGAAGAUUCAAAUUUACCUUGGCCACUACCUGAUGUAUAUCCAAUUAAAAAAUAUAAUCCAAUGGAUGUCGAACGUUCAUUACUUAGUGAGGUUAAAUUUAAUCAAGUGGAAGAUUUAGAUGCGAUUUUUAAUUCAAACUUGAAGAAACGGAGUAGACAUAAGGACCGUAAUGGAGACGGAGCUUAUAAUCAUAAGAAUAAAUCUUAUUAUAAUUUAAAGAGGUUAAAAAAUGAUUAUUCGACUAAUCCAACCAAACAAGGUAUGAAACAACUCACAGGCAUUACUACUGGUGGAGGGGAGGAUUCUAUUAACUAUCAUUUGGUAAGUGGUAUAUUGACACACAAAUUGAUUCAAUCUAUUGGCCAAGUAUAUUAUGAUAUCGAGAGACAAGUAGAUGAUUUGAAGGAUUAUCAAAAUAUGAAUAAAAUCGAAGAUGACCAUGUUACCUUCUAUACCAAAGAAUGUGAUUCAAUAAAUAUAAUAUUUCAAGAUUUCAAUAAAUUAAUUGAAAAAUUUAACGAAGAUUCAAAGAAGUUAGAAUUAUCUAACAAUAGAAAUUUUGAAGUAGUCCAACAAAUGGAGACCAAGUAUACAACAUCAGUAACCAAUUUUGAAUGCAAAAAUGAUUUAGAUAAAAAAUUGAAAGAUUUCAUCAUGGAGAAGAAAACUGUAUUGGAAGAACUAGAAAGGGAAGAAGGACAAAAAGAGUCUAGGUUGAAAGAAAAAGAAUAUAUGACAUUAGAAAUCAAAAGAGCUAACGAAGCUAUUACUACAUCCACUGACGAAAUAAAUAAACUGAAGACUGAAUCGGAAAAUAUUGAAAAUACUAUUCGUGCUAAAUUUGAAAGAGAUUCUAUGACACAAAUAAAUGUAAAUAUAAGAAUCGACAACUUAAAGGAAGAGUUAAAGAACGAGGAGAAACAACAUGAUCAAUUAGAAACCCAACUCUCUAAUUUAAUAGAAAAGUUACAUCAAGUACCAACUUCAAGAGUACGGGUUACAAAUACCACAAAAAACAAAGGAAGACGAAAAUAA
Maudiozyma barnettii is the source of this 1935-nucleotide messenger RNA. RefSeq names its product Hda3p (gene HDA3). The transcript has a single exon. The record is from RefSeq and is a predicted model, not a curated record. The coding region runs from base 1 to 1935 and encodes 644 amino acids. Lineage: Eukaryota; Fungi; Ascomycota; Saccharomycetes; Saccharomycetales; Saccharomycetaceae. Gene Ontology annotation, cellular component: nucleus; HDA1 complex.